Messenger RNA from Eutrema salsugineum, 3160 nucleotides. Its product is annotated as protein LONGIFOLIA 2. The transcript is spliced from 5 exons. The record is from RefSeq and is a predicted model, not a curated record. Lineage: Eukaryota; Viridiplantae; Streptophyta; Magnoliopsida; Brassicales; Brassicaceae. Bases 324 to 3011 code for a protein of 895 amino acids. Gene Ontology annotation, biological process: regulation of monopolar cell growth.
UAGAAACCUCUUUCUCAAAGAACAAAAAACAAAACUUUUUUUUUUCUCCUUCUCUUCUUUCUCCUUCAAGGUAGCCUCCAAGCAAAACACAGAGAAACCUAAUCUGUUGUCUGGUCAUAACCUCACAAGAAGCUAUAGCCUGUCGUUAAUGUUGGCUUCUUCUUGUCCAUUUCUUCUUUCCUUUUUCCUCUGAAACACUAUAAAAAUCGUUAAAACUAGAACAGAGAAAGAAGACGAAGAAAUUGGUAAUUUCAUAAACAGAGUAUAUGAAAGAGAUCUUGAAGUUUUGAAAGUCUUAUCGAGAUAAGAGUUAAGAAGAAGAUAUGUCGGCAAAACUUCUGUAUAACUUGUCAGACGAGAACCCAAAUCUGAACAAACAGUUUGGAUGCAUGAAUGGGAUCUUUCAAGUCUUUUACCGGCAACAUUAUCCGGCGAGACCAGUCGCCGGCGAUGUAGAAAAGUCUUCGGCUCUAGGGGAAAGAAAAGAUCUUGUCGGUGAAAUUAGCAUAGAAAGUGAUAAAGAAACGGAGAGAAGUACCAAGAAGAAGAAGAAGAAGUGUGGAGUAAAGGAGAAGCAUAGAGUCUCCUCUGAAUCCUCUUCAAGGCCUUCGUUUUCGUCUUCUCCACGGUCCUCGAGCUUCUCGUCUGCAGAAGUCAGCACAACAGCAUCUCAAUUCGACCAGGCUGGUGAGAAUAUGAUCAGAGAACAGCACAACACUGGACCGGUGAUGCCAUUUGAUCUAAAGGAGCUUGUGAAAGGCUCUAUUAACAGAGAAAUGAGAGCCGGAGGCGAAGAAACAGGAGCCUUCACUCAGCAGCCGAAUUCAGCUAGAAGUAGCAUGUUGCUUGUCAAAGAAUCAUCAUUGCGUUCGCCAUCUCGGAGUUGUAGUGAGUGGAAUGAGGGAAGAGGAAUGGCUGUAAAGUUUAAGGAAAGUCAUCGGCUUUCUUAUGAUGAGAGGGAGAUGAGAAACAACGGAUACAAGCCGGGCUCGAAGCUGAAAGAGACACCUAGGUUGUCGUUGGAUAGUAGAUCUAACUCCUUUAGGAGUCCGAGAACUGAAGCAGGGAGAUCAAGUUGUCCACCAGAAGAACCCGUAACGAUGAGUCACAGAAGAUCGAAUUCGAGUGUUGUUGCCAAGCUGAUGGGUCUUGAAGUCAUUGCGGACAAUUUUGAUACAGAGCAGAGAAAACAGAACCGGUUUUGUGACUCACCAAGGCCGAUGACCCGAGUGGAACCUACGGCUUUACAGAGAUCUAGGAGCGUUGAUUCGAUCAAGAAGAUACCUUCUUCUAAGUUUCCAAUGGAACCAGCUCCAUGGAAGCAAAUGAAAGCAGGCGACGCUGCACUGACGGUUUAUGGGGAAAUUCAGAAGCGGCUUACGCAGUUGGAGUUCAAAAAGUCGGGAAAAGAUCUCAGGGCUCUUAAGCAAAUACUUGAGGCUAUGGAGAAGACGCAGCAGUUGAUAGACGGAAGCAGAGAUGAAAAAACUCACCAGCCAGUUCUUAUGCAGAGUACUCACCAGCCAGUUCCAGCUGGAACAAGUCCAGCCAUGAACUUGAGAUCUUCAUCGAUCGUUGUCAUGAAACCGGGGGCUACAGUUUCUACCUCUUCGCUGCCACACAAUGCCGCCUUGCCAAAUGUCAAUGUUGGCAACCCCAAACAAACUCGAAAAGUCACCUCGGGGAAGCAGAGCGCGAUGGAUUUAACCCCAAGGCCAGGCCUUUACAAGGGCCAACUCGAUUCGACCAGGAGCAAUAGCUCAAAAACAUUAAGGUCGAGGCAAGCUUUGGCGAGGGAUUCUUGUUCAGUGACCAAGUCAGGUAGGAGCCAACAGCAAAGUGUUAGCCCAAGAACGCAGCACAAAAAUCUCGGGCAUUCCCGGCCCACAACUCCAAAAUCAGAGCCAGGCAAGAUCCAAAGGCAGCAAACGGAGUCAGCCUCACCGAGAAGAAAACAGGGGAUAAAACCUCGCACUACUCUUCGGCAACCUGAUGACCGGUUAAGCGAUUCAAGCAGUGACUUGAGAAGUUUAAGAUCAGACAGCAACAUAAGCUUGCAAUCGAAUAUUGACAUCGAGGUUACAAGCAGACAUCGGUUGGAGAGAAACUGUGACUUCCCAGAGCUGCACACCCCAAAACAAAGGAGCCCAGACUUUGGAGCCAAACAGGACAGACCAUCUCUAAAACCUCUGAAAGUUACCGUUGAGCAACCUAGCCCCGUUUCAGUUCUUGAUGCAGCCUUCGACGAAGAGGAUUCUCCAUCCCCGGUGAGGAAGAUAUCCCUUAGUUUUAAAGAGGACGAUGGUUUACCUUUUGAAGAAUCUGUGUGGAUAAACGAGCCUACAGGCGUCUGCAGAUCCAUACUCGUGCCUGAGAAUAACCGGGGUCCAAUGCAGCCAGACUCUGAUCACCUCGAAUGCUUCCCUGAGGAAGGUACAGGCUUCAAAAGCGGCGACCACAAGUACAUCUCGGAGAUAUUGUUGGCAUCAGGGCUUCUAAGAGAUCUUGAAUACAGCAUGAUAAGCAUUCAGCUGAACCAAGCGCGUCUCCCCAUCAAUCCUGGACUGUUCUUCAUCCUGGAACAGAACAAGGCCAGCAAUAUGAGUCCACCAGGCAACAAACACAGAACCGGAGGAUUCAGACAACAGCAGAAAAAUCUGACAGAGAAAUUCAGGAGAAAACUCAUCUUCGACACCGUUAACGAGAUUCUAGCUCAGAGGUUCACUGCAGUAAGCUGUACCAGACCACGGUUAACCGCAAACCCACUUACAACAAUGGAGAAAAGAUCCAAAGGGGAGCAACUUCUGCAAACUCUAUGCUCGGAGAUUGAUAGGUUACAAGAGAACAACUCAAAGUGCAAUUUGGAGGAUGACGAGUAUGACAUCAUAUGGGAGGAUCUGCGAAGUCAAGGCAUGAACGUGAAGGAGUUUGAAGGAGAGACUCCAGGCAUAGUGUUAGAUAUUGAAAGAAUGAUUUUCAGAGACUUGGUUAAUGAAGUUUGCUUCCGUUAAAUUUUUAUGGGUAUCACUUAGAAUUGUAAAUGAAGGAAUCUUACAGAGGAAGAGACCCUUCGGUUUCUGGGCUUUCAGCCCUUUUGCCUCUUCUCUUCCUACUUAUUUGUGUAACCAGCAUAUAUAUGUAUACAGGUCUGUCUGAUUAA